Molecule: messenger RNA, 5632 nt
Organism: Fundulus heteroclitus (mummichog)
Lineage: Eukaryota; Metazoa; Chordata; Actinopteri; Cyprinodontiformes; Fundulidae
Product: unconventional myosin-VI
Exons: 36
Coding region: 206-4111 (1301 amino acids)
Biological process (GO): vesicle transport along actin filament; inner ear auditory receptor cell differentiation; actin filament organization
Cellular component (GO): ruffle; cytoplasm; myosin complex
Molecular function (GO): ATP binding; actin filament binding; microfilament motor activity
Source: RefSeq, a predicted model, not a curated record
CGUCACGGGGCUGUUUCCCAGGAUCGCUGCGGGAGAGGGGAGCUGCUGCUCGGGAAGAGAGUGGACCAAGCCGCCGGCUGGAGGGACGCAGUUUGUUUCCGGACCGCCAGCUGAAGCCGCGCUUUGCUUUCUGCGGAUCUAAAAUAAUUUCUGCUCUAAUUUUGACCCAAACCGAGUUCCGUCCAGGAGAGCCAGAACCGGCGCCAUGGAGGACGGGAAGCCGGUGUGGGCGCCUCACCCGGCGGACGGGUUCCAGCUGGGAACCAUCGUGGACAUCGGUGCCGACAGCCUCACCAUCGAGCCGCUCAAGCAGAAAGGAAAGACGUUUCUGGCUCCUGUCAACCAGGUCUUCCCUGCUGAGGACGACGUCAGCAAACAUGUGGAGGAUAACUGCUCGCUGAUGUACCUGAACGAAGCCACUCUGCUCAACAACGUGCGAGUCCGCUACAGCAAGGACAGGAUCUACACGUACGUGGCCAACAUCCUGAUCGCGGUCAACCCGUACUACGACAUCCCAAAGCUUUACUCAGCCGAGACCAUCAAGAAGUACCAGGGCCGGUCGCUGGGGACGCUGCCGCCGCACGUCUACGCCAUCGCUGACAAGGCGUACCGGGACAUGAAGGUCCUGAAGAUGAGCCAGUCCAUCAUCGUCUCUGGAGAGUCUGGGGCUGGCAAGACGGAGAACACCAAGUUUGUGCUGAGAUACCUGACGACGUCCUACGGGACGGGCCAGGACAUAGACGAGAGGAUAGUGGAAGCCAACCCCCUGCUGGAGGCUUUUGGCAACGCCAAAACCGUCCGCAACAACAACAGCAGUCGCUUUGGCAAGUUUGUGGAGAUCCACUUCAACGAGAAGAAUGCAGUCGUCGGCGGGUUUGUGUCCCACUACCUCUUAGAGAAAUCAAGGAUCUGCAGGCAGAGCUGCGAGGAGAGGAACUACCACAUCUUCUACCGCCUGUGUGCCGGAGCGCCGGAGGACAUCCGCCAGAAGUUCCACCUCAGCUCCCCGGACACAUUCAGGUACCUGAACCGAGGAUGCACUCGCUUCUUCGCCACCAAAGACACGGAUCAGCAGAUCCUGCAGAACCGCAAGAGCUCUGAGCACGCCAAGUUCGGCCCGUUGAAGGACCCGCUGCUCGACGACCACGGCGACUUCACCAGGAUGUCGGUGGCCAUGAAGAAGAUCGGCCUGGGCGACACGGAGAAGCUGGACCUGUUCCGGGUCGUGGCUGGAGUUCUGCACCUGGGCAACAUCGACUUCGAGGAGGCGGGGAGCACCUCAGGCGGCUGCACCAUCAGGAACCAGUCCAGUCAGACGCUGGAGCACUGCGCUGAGCUGCUGGGCCUGGAGGAGGACGACCUGCGAGUCAGCCUCACCACCAGGGUCAUGCUGACGUCAGCAGGGGGCGCCAGAGGGACCGCCAUCAAAGUGCCGCUGAAGGUGGAGCAGGCCAACAACGCCCGGGACGCGCUGGCUAAGGCCACCUACAGCCGGCUCUUUGACCACGUGGUGACGCGGGUCAACCAGUGCUUCCCCUUCGACUCCUCGGCCAACUUCAUCGGCGUCCUGGACAUCGCCGGCUUCGAAUACUUUGAGCACAACAGCUUUGAGCAGUUCUGCAUCAACUAUUGCAACGAGAAGCUGCAGCAGUUCUUCAACGAGCGCAUCCUGAAGGAGGAGCAGGAACUGUACCACAAGGAGGGGCUCGGCGUCAACGAGGUCCAUUACGUCGACAACCAGGACUGCAUAGACCUGGUGGAGGCCAAGGUUCUGGGCAUCCUGGACAUCCUGGACGAGGAGAACCGUCUGCCUCAGCCCAGCGACCAGCACUUCACCGACACGGUUCACAGCAAGCACAAGAACCAUUUCCGCCUCACCGUCCCCAGGAAGUCCAAGCUGGCCGUCCACCGCAACGUGAGGGACGACGAAGGCUUCAUCAUCCGACACUUCGCUGGAGCCGUGUGCUACGAGACGACCAAGUUCGUGGAGAAGAACAACGACGCGCUGCACAUGUCUCUGGAGAGUCUGGUGAGCGAGUCCAAAGACGCCUUCGUCCGCCGACUCUUUGAGAAUUCGUCCAGCAGCCGCGACGUCAAGCAGAAAGCCGGCAAGCUGAGCUUCAUCAGCGUGGGGAACAAGUUCAAGACGCAGCUGAACAUUCUCCUGGACAAGCUCCGCAGCACGGGCUCCAGCUUCAUCCGCUGCAUCAAACCCAACCUGAAGAUGGUCAGCCACCAGUUUGAAGGAGCGCAGAUCCUCUCGCAGCUGCAGUGUUCGGGAAUGGUGUCGGUUCUGGACCUGAUGCAGGGCGGCUUCCCCUCCAGAGCUCCUUUCCAUGAACUCUACAACAUGUACCAGAAGUACAUGCCGCCCAAACUGACCCGGCUCGACCCGCGGCUCUUCUGCAAGGCCCUGUUCAAGGCUCUGGGACUCAACGAGAACGACUACAAGUUCGGCCUCACCAAAGUCUUCUUCCGCCCUGGAAAGUUCGCAGAGUUUGACCAGAUCAUGAGGUCGGACCCGGACCACCUGGCGGAGCUGGUCAAGAAGGUCAACAAGUGGCUCAUCCACAGCCGCUGGAAGAAGGUCCAGUGGUGCUCCCUGUCCGUCAUCAAGCUGAAGAAUAAGAUCGUGUACCGGGCCAGCGCCUGCAUCCAGAUGCAGAAGACGGUCCGGAUGUGGCUCUGCAGGAAGAAGCACAAACCUCGAAUCGACGGGCUGGUGAAGGUCCGGAACCUGAAGGAGAGGAUGGGCCGCUUCAACGAGGUGGUGGGCGGCCUGAAGGAGGGCAAGCAGGAGAUGAGCAAACAGAUCGAGGGCCUGGAGAACGCCAUCGACGCCCUGAUGCUCAGAAUCAAGGGCACCAUGAUGAGCCGCCUGGACAUCGACCACGAGUUCCAGGCGCUGGUGACCCGGUCCGAGAAGCUGCUGACGGACCUUCAGAACAAGAAGAAGGAGGAGGAGGAGCGGGAGCGUCUGCGCCGCAUCCAGGAGGAGAUGGAGAAGGAGCGCAGGAGGAGGGAGGAGGAGGAGCAGCGCCGCCGGCAGGACGACGAAGACCGCCGGCUGAAGGCGGAGAUGGAGGUGAAGAGGAAGCAGGAAGAGGAGGAGAGGAAGAAGAGGGAGGAAGAGGAGCGGCGGCUGCAGGUGGAGAUGGAGCUGCAGCUGCAGGCGGAGCGGGAGCAGGAUGUGGCCCGGCAGGCGGUUCUGGAGCAGGAGAGGAGGGACCGGGAGCUGGCCAUGCGGAUCGCCCAGAGCGAGGCCGAGCUCAUCCCCGAGGAGGCGCUGAACGACUCGGGCCUGCGCAGCAACGGCUCCUCCGUUCCGUCGUCCCCCGAGAGAGCAGCCGGCGCCGGCAGCACAAAGCUGAAGAACUACACCAUGGAGGAAAUGGCGAGGGAGAUGACUGAACUUCUGUCCCGAGGUCCGCAGGUUCUGGCCUCCAAAGCUGCCGCCAACGCCAAGAAGUACGAGCUGAGCAAGUGGAAGUACGCCGAGCUGCGGGACGCCAUCAACACGUCGUGUGACAUCGAGCUGCUGGCCGCCUGCAGGGAGGAGUUCCACCGCCGUCUCAAAGUGUACCACGCCUGGAAGUCCAAGAACAAGAAGAGGAACGCCGAGCCGGAGCAGCGAGCGCCCAAAUCCGUCCUGGACUACGGUUCCACGUCUCCAGUGAGAAGACCAGCAGCCCAGCAGAACCUGGCGCCGCCCAUCCCGGCCCGGCAGCACGACGUGGCCAUGAACCGGCAGCAGCGCUACUUCCGCAUCCCCUUCAUCCGACCCGGGGACCAGUACAAAGACCCGCAGAACCCCCAGAAGAAAGGCUGGUGGUACGCCCACUUCGACGGGCCGUGGAUCGCCAGGCAGAUGGAGCUGCACCCGGAUAAACACCCCAUCCUGCUGGUGGCCGGGAAGGACGACAUGGAGAUGUGCGAGCUGAGCCUGGAGGAGACGGGUCUGUCGAGGAAGCGGGGAGCAGAGAUCCUUCCUCGGCAGUUCGAGGAGAUCUGGGAACGCUGCGGCGGCGUCCAGUACCUGCGCAGCGCCAUCGAGAGCCGGCAGGCGCGGCCCACCUACGCCACCGCCAUGCUGCAGAGCAUGCUGAAGUAACCGGACCGGACCCAGGCCCGCGGACUCGGACGGUGUCGGAGCGCUCUGGGCCGCAGGACGCUCGCCCGGACGGCGGUUCCUCACCUGUCCUUUAGUUUCUUUGCUGCUCCUCGGGGGGUUAAUCUCAGUAAUUGAUCACAUCCGGUUCUGUUCCCCGGGGGGUUCUGUUCCCCGGGGGGUUCUGUUCCCCGUCGCAUCACUGCACGUCUAACUGAGGCCUUAAAUCUCAUUAACGGGUUUAAUUGCUGAAGAGCCGGACUGUUUCCUCCCCACAUGAAAUCAUCUCGUUUAUUGUAAUUAUUUCCUGAUCAUUCCAGCCAAUCGCUGCCGUCCUCACGGCUCGGUCCAGCUGAUUGGUUCUUCCAGAACAGGAAAGGUCCCGGUCCGGCUGCCUCUGAUUGGUUCUCCUGGACGUGAUUUAAAUGAUGAAUGAAUCAGUUUUUCUCACUGUUUGAUUUAAAUUUGGGGGCGGGGUUUCCUGGUUCUGAGCUCUGAUGUCACUUCCUGUUUGUCCAGGAAAAGGUGAACUAAUUAUGCAACAUGGAGAUGUGACCCGUGGCUCCCCCGUCUGUAGGGGCGGACCCUGAGCCUGUUGUCAGAAUAGUUCUGGUACCGGGGCGGUCCAAAUAGAGUUUAUUUUUGGGAGAAUCAUUUCUACUUUUGUGGCUCCAAAUAAGAAGCAAUAAAACAUGGAAGGCGAGAACGAAUCGGACCCGGAACCAGAACAAAGAGCCUGGUUCCGAAAACUGGACUUCUUUACAAAUGCCGUUAACAUUCAGCCUAGAGGUUCUGUCCAGGUCCAACGUCUCUGCUGCCUUUAUUGGGUUUAGCUUCAGCUCAGCGUCUGCAGGUCCAAACGGCGUCCUGGUUCUGACCCGUUCAGGGUCCAGAGCGGUUCUGAUCAGUGUGGAGGUUUGGCUCCAGGAGCCGCAGGAUGCAUGAAGUCCGGAACACGAUCCGCUGAUAAGUCCUGUCAGCAUCACUCCACGUCCCUCAGCUGGGUUCUGCUGAACCCAAACGGAUCACCAGAACAAGAACCAGCUCCCGGUCCAGUUUGGACCCGGCCUCCUGCAAACCAACGAUGUGACCAAUGUUCUGACAGAUGAUUCUGCUCAUGGUACCGGUUCCUCCCAAACGGACCCCUUCAUGUUAACGUUCAGCUUGUUUGGUUUGUCAGUGGCAGCCUGGUUCCGUUUCCUGUUUCUGGAGUCGGGUCAGAACCGGCCUCCAUCGGUACCUGCUCAGGUGAAGGGUUCCUAUCCUCCAGGCUGCCUGUUGUCCGGGUCCAGUUCUCCAUCUGAUGACUGCCAGAACCACUGUGGGUCGGUCAGAACUCUGUGGACGGUUCUAGAGCGACCGGACCGACUCCGUCAUGCAGGUGGAACUGGACCGCAGACCCGACAGAACAUCAGGGACCAGAAGUGAAGGUGCUGCCGGGUCAGCACGCCGUUUGGGAAGAACCGCCUCUGUCCCGGUUCUAACGCCGAUCUCUAACCCAUGAAUAAAAGCAUUUCCUGUUUA